Messenger RNA from Puccinia graminis f. sp. tritici CRL 75-36-700-3, 599 nucleotides. RefSeq lists its product as uncharacterized. The record is from RefSeq and is a predicted model, not a curated record. The coding region runs from base 86 to 583 and encodes 165 amino acids. NCBI's taxonomy places the organism in Eukaryota, Fungi, Basidiomycota, Pucciniomycetes, Pucciniales, Pucciniaceae. The transcript is spliced from 2 exons.
UCCCACAUACUACAAAUCCCGUUUCCAUUAAGCUCGAAUCCAAUCAUCUUUCCGAGUCUCGACGCAUAUAACAAUCAAAUCCACCAUGAGUCGUUCUCCUGUUGCCUCGCGAAACCCAUUCGUGCCGCCGCCCAAUACCGUAACAUUCUCGGCGGCCUCAUGGUCCUCACAAGGUCUCACUUUCAAUGUACUAUUCAGCAUCAUGGAUCGAAGCAGAGGAUUUCCUGUGGAACAAGACUUUCAAUCUACUUCGCCGGAUAGCCUAUGGCCUAUCUCAGACCAGCCUUGGACAUCUACCUUAUCCGAUACCGCCUCCUCCCCGAAUGGCCCGGAGCCUACGGAAUCCCAGCACAACAUAGAUCUGGUCUUGAAUUCUAUAGGGCAGGCGCUUUCAGCAUUUUCGCUCUCACUCCAGCAUGCGAUAACCAACUGCGGAAUGUGUUUAGAAGACUACAAGGCCAACGAUCAAGUGUUGGUACUGCCCUGCCACCCUUCUCACUUUUUUCAUAGGCACUGUCUCCGGGAUUGGUUCAAAGAAUAUCUGAAUUGCCCAAUGUGCCGCAAGAAGUUCGGUCCACCCUAGAAAUCGCAGUCUCUCA